This is a messenger RNA of Emiliania huxleyi CCMP1516, 1416 nucleotides long. RefSeq lists its product as hypothetical. NCBI's taxonomy places the organism in Eukaryota, Haptophyta, Isochrysidales, Noelaerhabdaceae. The coding region runs from base 1 to 1416 and encodes 471 amino acids. Gene Ontology annotation, molecular function: transmembrane transporter activity. The record is from RefSeq and is a predicted model, not a curated record. Gene Ontology annotation, cellular component: membrane. The transcript has 6 exons. Gene Ontology annotation, biological process: transmembrane transport.
AUGCAGACCAGCUGCCUGAGUGCCGCCGAGCGAGACGCAGCAGCGGCGGCGAACGCGCUGCAGGGCGCGCGCAAGCGGGCUGAGAGGUACGGCCGCAGACGCCUCCUCACCGCCUCCUCCCCUGCGGAGCCGGCGCUGCCGCCUGCCGAGUCGUCGUCGUCGCCGCGCCGGCUCUACUCUCCGCGCGACCGCGCUUUGCUGAUCAUCUACACGACAGUCGCCAUUGACAUGCUCGGCUCGGCGCUCACGGUCCCGGUAAUGCCUUUUCUGGUAGAGGCGCUCGGCGGCGACGCCUCGAGCCUCGGCCUCCUCUUCUCCACCUUCGCCGUCGCUCAGAUCGGGGCGGGGCUCUGGAUGGGAGCCGCCUCCGAUCGACUCGGCCGCAGACCCAUCCUCCUCGUCUCGCUCGCUGGCUCCGCCGUGGGCAUGCUGGGCUCUGCGCAGGCGCCAACCUUCCGCGCGCUGCUCGGCUGGCGCUUCCUGCUCGGCGCCUUCUCCGGCACCUCCGCCACCGCCAACGCGUACAUCGCAGACAUCACCGCGCCAUCCGAGCGGCCCAAGCUCAUGUCGUGGAUCGGAGUCAUCGCCUCGCUCUGCUUCAUGUUUGGGCCUGGCGUCGGCACGCGCCUCUCCGAGAGCUGCGUGUGCGGGGCGGUGCGCGCGCCCUUCUACGUCGGCGCCGCCGUCGGCUUCGCCGCGCUGCUCGUCGCCCUCUUCCAGCUGCCUCCGGCCGAGCAGUCGGGCGGCCUCGCCUCGCCGCCUCGCGCCGCCGCCCCGCCGAAAGGGGCGAGGCCGGCGCUUGCGCGGCGCGCGUCGUCCGAGCAGCAGCCGGAGGCGACGCGCUGGCGUGUGGUGGUGGUGGUUGGGCUGGGCUCCUUCCUCUCCAACACGGCCUCCUCCUGCCUGAUGACGUGCCAAGCCUUGCUCACCCUUCGCACCCUCGCCUACGACUGGCUGCAGCGCAAGCUCGGCCUGAUGCGCUGCGCUAGCUUCGGGGCACUGCUCUCGACGGCAGCCUACACUGGCUACUCGCUGCGGCUGUACGUGGUCGCGCGCUGCAUUGCCAAGGGCGGGCGCCUGCACGCGGCACCGCCGCCACGGUCCGCCCUCGCCCCGGCGGACGAGGCGGCGCUGGGCGAGCUGCAGGCGAUGCUACGCGAGCUGCUGGUGGCGCGCGGCUACGCGAUCGCGGCGUCGCGGCUCCAGCUGGCGGCGGCGCUCGAGGCGGCUUUCCCCGGCCUGUCUCCUGCCGCGGACCCGGAGGCGGUCGGCGGUCGCAAGGGCGUUGGCGCUUUCCGCGGGGAGGGGCGCGACCCGGAGGGGGCGGAGGAGGAGGAGGAGCCGCUCGAGGCGACCGUGCACCACUCCGCGGCGCACCACCACCACACGUGCGUGCACGAACGGGAGCGGGCGUGA